CAGCUUCGGUUUUUUCCGUAGGGGUGGUGGCCGCCGCUGCUGUUUUGCUUCAGAGCUCUCAGAUCAGCCCACGAAAGCAUGGGAAUGUUGCGAGGGAAUUUCUAAGUAAACUCGCGUGUAAGUCCCGGAUAAGUUACUGUAAGUGUCUCUCAGGCUUUCACCGACACAGACGAGCCCCCCUGGUCCGUUUGGAGGAUUUUAUCGCGCCGCUGUUGGGACGUUUCAACAGCGAGUAAUCCCGGACAAAGAGACCCGAGCUAACGUUAGCGGCUCCCGGGCUAACUUAGCAUUCCUCUAGCUGCGGCGCAAUGCAGGCCAUAAAGUGUGUCGUUGUCGGAGACGGGUAAGUUCACGAAACGGGCUCUUUGGGUGUGUUUCCCGGCGUGUUGUGUGACUCAAAAGUGGAUGUGGAGUGAAAACGCCCCGGUAGGAACAGCUAACGUUACAGCUCCAGAUUUUUCCUGCCGGGUAAACUUAGCUGUUUGUAACUUCAACAACCUGUUUCCGGAACAUGAGUCAUUUAACUCAACCAUUUUUUUAAAUUUAAGUUGUAUUAAUUUUACAUUUUAAUGGGGGUUAAUAUCUUAAAAUAGUAUAAAAUAUGGUAUUACACCCUGGUUUGAUUCAUGGGCGUCGUAUAGGGGUGGUGGGGGGUGGACUGACCACCCAGAAAGGGCCUGAAAUAUGAGUAAAUUAUUGUCUUAUUGAGUCAAAUUCACAUUUUGACCUUAUUCCUGGAUAUUUUAUUCAAUAAAAGUGACCUUUUUCCCCUGAAGGACCUCUUAAACCCACUUUAAUGGCUCACUCACAUGUCAAGAUUGACCUGAAAGUGCUGAGGUCACUUAAAUGACUCGGACAAAAACUGUCUGUUUAUUACAGGGUGUAUAAUAAUCUGUAUUCCUGUAUGUAUUUUAACAAGCUUAAAGGAAGGUGUGUGAUCAAUAUGACUGCAGAUGUUAUCCAAGAAGGACAACACCCUUCUCUAUAUAUUGAAGACCUCUGGCACAGUUUAGGAUUUUUUUAUUUAUUUUUUAAAUCAAGAAAAAAAAAAACCUAGUUAGUUCGAUCUGAAUAUGACUGGUAGAGGACAGCAUUACGUCGGGUUCUGUACAUCCUGCCAAAGAAGAAGAAGACGCAUCAGCGAAUAGCAAAUUUCAAAUGAUGGAUGCCAAUGGCGAUAUUGGAAGCUUGGCUUGGGCGGAAGAGGCUGGAAAAGAUGGAAAGCCUCACGGUAGCUGGUGCCGAACACUGAAAGAGUCAGUAGCCCCGUUUACAUGGGUCCAAAAAUCCUAUUUACAAUCAGAUUGAAAGGUCAAUCAGAUUCAAAAUGUCUCAAAUAAACACCUUAGCUAAUCUGAUUCACCCGGAUCUGAUUGUAUUUCUGGUCGGAUUGUAAGAGGUAGUCUAAGAUGAUUGAUAAUCUGCUCCAUGCUCCAUAUACGGCUGAGUGGAGCGGAUUGGGUUUACAGAGAGGCUUGUUCGGUUUAGGCAGGCGCUCCAUAGUAUGUAAGAAGCACGUAAUGACGUACGCAGAGCGUGCCCAAACGAAAACAAACAUGGCGAACAAACAAAAUAACUGGACUGUGGAGGAAACAAACUUGUACCACAAAUAAAUGUAACCACAACACGAUGAGCGUGGAAAGAUAUUCACCGAUUCGGAUUCUUGGAUCAAUAACGCUGAGACGAAACGUUGUCUAAACACAAAUGAUGCCUCUAUCAUGUUGCAAUAGCACAGAUUACUAGCUUUUCUUCGAGCUGGAUGAAUUAUACUGAUCUCUAUCGUCUGCAAAUUACGAUACAAGAGCAAGACGUUGCAAACAAAAAUUAAGAACUCCGCUGUUAUACAGUAGAAACCCUAAAAUCACCACACACACCAAGGGACUCUUCAUACUACAACAGCUGUUUUAGGAAAAUGUGCCUUUUUAUAAUUUUGGUGAAUUUUUAUUGUUAUGACUCAUGAAUAUUUGCCCUGUUAAUGGAUGGUUGUAGGGGCACUGGGGUCCAGUUUGAUGUCUUUCUACAGGGUCCAGAAUUCCUCGCCUGUAUACGAGUGAUUUGCUAAUCUCUAACACUAACAUUGUUUCCCUCUUUCUUGAGUGACUCAGACAUCCCUGGCCUACUUAACCACAGUUUCAAUUCAAGUUUGGCAACAGUUACUAAUCGACUAAAAUGUGUCAGUCCUUUAAAUGCGGUCGGUGCGUUUUUCCGUCAUCAAACCGGUGUCAGCUCCUGCGGAUUACAUUGCUAUUCUGCUCAUGUGGCGUGGUCAAAACGAAGAGUAUAAAUCAUUUAUACGGCUCUGUCAGCUUCAGCUAGAGAUUGGUAAAUGAUUACAGUAAUUUUAGCGAGGACCCGGCGUUCAGAAGUGUAACAGCAUGUGGGAGGUAAACACAGUCAUAACUCCAUGUUCAGGGUGUGGUGGAUACCACAGAAGCACAGUCACUGAUGUUGCUUAUGCUGUGUUUGAUUUAUUAUUAAUUUAGUGUUACUAAUGCUCAUCCGCUAAUGCUCUUACAGUAAAGAUGUUUCUCUCCACAAAGAGCAGAAGUAGUGUUCUGGUAUCACUUCCUUUUGUGUUAUUUUUAUCGUGUGAAUAAAUACAGGAAAUCUUAUAAAUGUAAUGUGUGUUUUAUGUACUUCUUACAUCAUGUUACCAGCAAUUCUGACAAUAGGCCUGCAUAGUAUUAAAGAUAGGUGGUAAGCAGAAACAUUGUUCAAUCAUUUAAUAUAAUAAGAUUUAUUGUGAGACUUUGAUCUUAAAUAACCCAGUUUAUGUCGUGUAUCUGCUGUACCUCAUGUUUUACACACUGCCUGUCUUUGCAACAUAUUUCUUCUGAGUCCAAAUGCAGUUUAUUUCAUCGCGAAGUAAUCUGAGUUGAGCUGACAGCAGGCCAAAACACACAUCUCAGUAUAAAUUCUGAGAUGUGUGUUUUUAGUGCAAGUGUUCGUACCAUCAGGACAAUAUAUUUGGAUUUUUGUUAUCUAACCAACUGAAUGGCUGAACUUCAGAAAACUACGACAUAUCUGAGAUUUAAAUGUCAUAUUAUUUUACCUUUUACGUCCUCAUACCAGAAAUUCUCACACUCUUGUUUCUCUAAUCUGUACGUUAACUGUCUUUGUUUUGUUUUGCGAUAAAAGUAAGCUUGUGCUUGUAAUUCAUAAGAUUAUGGGCUGGGCAGAGUUUGGAUUUUAACACUUUCAAACUUCACUUUUAAAGAAAAUAAGAUUCAAAAUUAAGUAGAAAUAUUAUAGAGAGAAAACAGCCUUAGUUGUAAAGUUACUGUUGAUUUGCUCUGUGCUUUAAAAGAGUGAGCCAUAAUUCUUUUAUUCCUUCUCUCCUCCUCCAGUGCUGUGGGUAAGACCUGCCUGCUCAUCAGCUACACCACCAAUGCCUUUCCUGGAGAGUACAUCCCCACAGUGUGAGUAUCUCUGACUGUAGCGUUGUAGAUGAGAAUCAGUCAACUCCUCUGUCUCUUCUACAGCUCCAGCAUAAAUUAAAACUCUUAGAUUAAUUUCAACUUGAAAGUUUGGUCAGAAGUGCUUGUAACCCUCGAUUUAAUAGUGAAUGAAGCAGGGAGUGAUGUUGUCAUGGUUACAUGAAUCGGCUAAACUAGAUUUUAGAGACGUUUGAUAAAAAAGCGAUGAGUCAUUUCAAAAGAAAACAAAAGCACCGACAGAUAAAUUAAUCUCCGACGUCACUGAUGUUUAUCUCACUGGUUGGAUGAUCUCCUCCUUCAGGUUUGAUAACUACUCUGCCAAUGUUAUGGUGGAUGGGAAACCCGUGAACCUGGGCCUUUGGGAUACAGCAGGACAAGAAGAUUAUGACAGACUCCGCCCACUUUCCUACCCACAGACGGUACGAUUAAAAACGAUGCUGCAUUUUCUUUCCCUAUUGUUAUUCUUUUAACGAUGAUGGCGCUCGUAGACAAUCACUUGGGGGGAAUUCUGGUGCCUUCAAACAACGAGGAAGUGAAGCUGAAAGAAAAACACCACACCUCAUGCUCGUCAUAAACGCAGGGUUUAAUGUCUCUGACUGGAAGUGAUAGUAAUGAGCUCUGGUUCCUUUUGUUUUCUUUCUCUCACCAGGAUGUGUUUCUCAUCUGCUUUUCGCUCGUGAGUCCUGCCUCCUUUGAAAACGUCCGUGCCAAGGUGAGUUCAAGCGGAUCGUGUUGAUGAACUGGUUUAAAAGCAUGAAGCAGUUUCAUAAGAGAGGCUGAGUGGGUUUUCCCUGAAGGGUUUUCCCUAAAGAUGAUUUUGACUUGCUGUGUUUCAUACCCGGGAAGUAUUUAGUCAACUUUUUAGGAUUUUGAGCAGUGCUGGUCUGCUUACUCAUGACAUCCGGAUAAAUAACUCCAUUAAAACACACAUUCAGCUCUAAAUAUCUGGUUUCUGUUGCUUUCAGAAAUGUGCAGUUUUUGUGCAGAUGUGAAGCUCCUUUUAGGAUUUUUUUUUGCAAGAACUCGGCUUUCUGUGGCACUGACAGUUAUGAGGUACAAAUAGACACCACUACCUGUGCCACAUUUGACAGGACUCCUGCUUAAAUCAAGGAGUCUUUCUCAAUCUGAACAGACCUCUUUGUUUACUUAAAGCUCCUGCGUGGAACUUUGAGUUUGUUUAAAAUUUGGCGCCCUCUGUGGUCAAAGCUGUCUUUGUUUAUCUUGUCCUCUGCAUGCUCAAGAAGUGACUUUUGAAGUUCAUUUAUUGUGAGUAAUUUAUGCGGGAAUACUGAACAGUGCUGUUUCUGGGAAUUCUAGGAAUGGGAAUUGAUCAGAUUUUAUCUAUAGCGAUGAUCAAACGACAAACUAUUUGUACAGCAUUUCAGUGUUUCCCCCAGAACUUUUUGUUGUCGUUGUUACCCCCACUCUCUUGCCGCUCCAGGAGCUACGCUGUUAAAUUCACGUCACUUUACCUGUGCUACUCGCUAUACAGACCGUGUAUAAUCUUAAAGGUUACCCUUCACAUCAGUGGAAGAGGGUCCGACAGGAUUUGAUGCGAAAACAAGUCGAAAAUAACGUCUUGUGUUGCUGUGCUCACACAGUGCGAGUAGAAAUCAUUUAGCCGUGGCAGUGCACCACGAUCAAUUGCAUGUUGGGGAAACCCUGUAUUUACUUUGGCUGGUUUUAAGUCAAAUACAUAAUAUGACUCGACAAACGUUGAACGUCGUGCUGUUGUCGUCUUUCUUAGUAAAAUGAAGCCACGCUUUCGAUCGUUUCUGCUGACUUUUCGUACCUUCUGCCAAGAAUCGUUGAAGGAAUCGUUAAGAUAAAAUGUCUACAAUGUCGAUGGAUUCAACCAUUUGGAACCAGUUCUCAACAUGAACCGGUUCUCGAUUCCCAUCCCUACUGCUAAUGGUCUUGUUGCAUUAAUUUCAGUCCAUUUCUCAAACAUCAAAACAGCAAAGAUUCAUGUGUUGAUACACAUGAACCUCUUACUCCUGUGAACCUCAGACCUCUUUUUGGAAAAAGUCUGGACCUGACCCUAAAAGGCCAAAACCUGCAGCACAGUACACCCUAACAAAAACAGGUUUGGAAAUCGAUCCCCUCCUAACAUCUCUGAGUUGUGGUCUCUGCAGUGGUACCCUGAGGUGAGACACCAUUGUCCCAACACUCCCAUCAUCCUGGUGGGCACUAAGCUGGAUUUAAGAGAUGACAAGGACACAACGGAGAAGCUGAGGGAGAAGAAACUCUCUCCUAUCACAUAUCCACAAGGACUAGCGAUGGCGAAAGAAAUCGGUAAGGACGCCUCCAAACCUACCGAGCUCUUCCUGUUGUUUCUUUAAAGCCUGUUGAACCCUAAACAAAGUGACAUUUUCUGUUUGCUGUUCUCAGGUUCUGUCAAGUAUCUAGAGUGCUCAGCCCUGACUCAGCGUGGCCUUAAAACUGUGUUCGACGAGGCCAUCCGGGCCGUCCUCUGCCCUCAGCCCGUCAAGAAGAAUCGCAAGAAGUGCGCUCUCCUCUAAGACUUCCUCCUCUGGCGCGGUGACAGGGGGAGCGCGAGCGGUAACGGUGAGGGUGGCGAAAGACACAGGAGAAACACACCAGUAUACACAAGAAAACAAUGUACUACAGAUUCUUUCCUUCCAUUAGUGUAGCUACAGCUGAUCAUUUCCAUUCAAGACGUCAUGGGCGCAGAUUUAGGAGAGUCCUUUACCAACUUCAUAUACUGUAUAGACGAGGAAAAUGCAACUCUUGAGGCCUUCUUAAAUAUAGAUUGGAUGUUUUUGUAAAAAAAAAAAAAAAAAAAUGACCGUGGAAUGUUUUCAAUUUGUUCUUCCACUGGUUGUCCACUUCCUCUUCUCCUUCUUUAUUUUUGUUUACAGUCUUGUGUUUGUUUUUUAAUGGAAGAAAUAUUGCCAAAUGCUUUCUGCAUACGUGCUGUAAUUACGCAGAAAAAGACAAGUUUUGUUUCCACCGUCUCGAACCUUUAAACCUUCAGAACAUAGCUGACAUUUCGCUGUUGUGUGUCGCUUUUGCGUUCCGCUCAUAGUUCACCGCGAUUUUAAUCAUUCUCGGUUUUCAUUUCUCGAGGGCUGUCAUGAGUCACCAAUCACUAAGGAACUCAUAGCAACCACCCAUGAGGUUCAUUCCUUCUCUUCACUACUGCUAGUCUUUAUGAAGCCAGGUUGUGCUGGUAAAGUCAUCUACACUCGUGGAUUGAACGACACCUGAAUCAUACUGGAAACGCAGAACGGGAACAGAUCUUUGGACACCAACAGUGCUAUUAACUAACCUCCCCCUAAAAAUCGACACGACCCAGUAUUUUACGUGUUUAGCUUCGACCUGUCAGGAUAACCGUAUUUUUCUGUCCCUCUAAGUGUCUCGACUGUGUAGCUGCCCGGGUGUGCUAAAGCUGAAAGUUUUAUUUUAUAUCAGGCUAGAACUGUUUAGGUGGUGGGGAACAAGAGCACCUUUAAAGCUCUGUGGGCAUUUAUCAAAAAAAAAAAAGAAAUUGUGCAGCACAUUUUUGAUUUCUAACAGCAUCACUACUGGCUAAGCAAUGUCUCUAAAAGGAGCAUCUAUGCCUGCUAAUAACAGAGCUACUGUUGGUUAUGGUGUAGUAUACAGUGUACUCAUCUUUUUGUUAUAAUCAUGUGAUUUGACUAUUUUGUAUUUUUCUUCACAGAAGUUCCACUUCGCUCACUGUAUUGUUAAACUAACACUAUGAAUAUCCUUUGUUUAUUACCUCUACAGUUAACGCUACCUUAAUCUCCAUACAAGCCUAGCUUUUUGUAAUUAAUGCUGAUAGCAUGUAUGUGCAACAUAUACUGAAAACUAAGAUUAGAAAUGCUACAGUUAUAUUUUUUGCCUAUUUACAAAAUGUAUUUGAACUACUAGAUCAGGGGGUUAAGUACAUGUUGCUCAUCUGUAAUGUAUUCAGACAUCAAGCUGUGCUUUAAUUCAAGCCAAUGUUGUGACUCCUUAGUUUUAUGGAUAAAAAGCUGUUGUCACUUUUUGAAAAAGCCAAUAAAUCAAGUAAAAACACUACUCUGC
Xyrichtys novacula (pearly razorfish) is the source of this 7490-nucleotide messenger RNA. NCBI's taxonomy places the organism in Eukaryota, Metazoa, Chordata, Actinopteri, Labriformes, Labridae. The record is from the annotation of a GenBank genome assembly.